AUGAAAUACACAAUUUUGAUCUUAGGGAUAUUUUCAGGUAUCGAAACAAUAGGAAGACAUAAAAAAUUACAAAAUGAGAGCAGGAUAUUUCAUGUUUUCAGCAUUGAUUACAGAUAGAAAAAUAAAUUCAAAGGGUCUAAAGAAUAAGAGCGCGAGUUUUUAGUAUUUGACUGUAAUAUAAUUAUCAUAAAGGAUAACAUUAAAUUAUUGAAAAGUAUGAGUAGUUAUUCAUGGUAGUCAAUUAUAACAAUAUAGUAAGAGAAUUAAAUUGAAUAACAGUUAAAAACUCUAAAUAUAGAAGAGAAGUAAAACAAUUAGACACCUAAAGCUACUAAGCAUAUAUCAAAAAAACUAUAACAUAAUAAAGCUAGAAUUUUAUAUUAAUAGAAACCAAAAAAAUUUCAAGAACAAAUAUGCGAAGAACAAAUUGUUGAAUAAACAAUAAAAAAAAAAAAAAAAGUUACUGUAAUAUUUUGGUUUUAUAAUAGUUUUAAAAUGUUAAUGAUGAGCCUUAAAAACCUUUAUUUAAAACAGUUAUAAUAGUGAAAGAGUUUUAAAAUUAAUUUUUGGAGGUAGAAGAAAUAAAUUAUGAUUAACAACAAUGA
Molecule: messenger RNA, 605 nt
Organism: Paramecium primaurelia
Lineage: Eukaryota; Ciliophora; Oligohymenophorea; Peniculida; Parameciidae
Source: the annotation of a GenBank genome assembly